Andrographis paniculata is the source of this 849-nucleotide messenger RNA. RefSeq names its product fasciclin-like arabinogalactan protein 3. The record is from RefSeq and is a predicted model, not a curated record. Gene Ontology annotation, cellular component: plasma membrane. The coding region runs from base 1 to 849 and encodes 282 amino acids. The transcript has a single exon. Lineage: Eukaryota; Viridiplantae; Streptophyta; Magnoliopsida; Lamiales; Acanthaceae.
AUGGUUCCUGCCAGCAGCACCGCCGCCGCCGCCGUGAUUCUCUGGGCUGUUCUUUCUUCAUCCGCCGCCGCGUUCAAUGUCACUCAGAUCCUUGGGCAGCACCCGGAAUACAGUCAAUUCAACGAUCUGCUAUCCAAAACUGGCGUCGCCGGCGAAAUCAACAGCCGGCAGACGAUCACCGUCCUCGCCGUCGGCAACGACGCCGCCGGCGAGAUCUCGUCGAAGGCGGCGGAGGUUCAGAAGAGGAUUCUCAGCACGCACGUGGCGCUCGAUUACUUCGACGCGAUGAAGCUGAACGGGAUCAAAGAUAACGGCACGGUGAUCACAACGCUGUUCCAGACCACCGGCGCCGCCCAGAACCGGCAGGGUUUCAUCACCGUCGGCCACGACGCCACCGGCGCCGUCGCAUUCGGCUCCGCCGCCGCCGGCUCUCCGGUCGACGCCAAAUUGUUGGGCGUCGUAGCAGCGCAGCCGUACAACAUUUCCGUACUCCACAUUUCUCACCCGAUUAUGGCCAACGGAAUCGACGGCAACUGGACGGCGGCGCCUCCCGCUCCCGCCGCCAAAUCGCCGGCGCCAAGCACUGGAAAAACCGUCUCCGAUGCUCCCGCCGCUUCCGACAGUGGUGCAGCCGCGCCGGCGCCGGCUGCUAGCCCCGCCGCCAAAUCCCCGGCAGCGGCGGCGGCUCCGGGCUCGGCUCCGGCACCGUCGCCGGCCGAUGGUCCAGGCGCCGCUGAUGCUCCUUCCGGUAAUGAUUCUCCGGCCGAUCAAGGUAGCUCCGCCGCGAAACAGGUGGUUUCCGGCGCCGCUGCUGUGGCGUCGUUGGUUGUAGCUCUGCUUCAGAAUUAA